Molecule: messenger RNA, 696 nt
Organism: Dracunculus medinensis (Guinea worm)
Lineage: Eukaryota; Metazoa; Nematoda; Chromadorea; Rhabditida; Dracunculidae
Source: the annotation of a GenBank genome assembly
AUGAUCAAUUUCUUCUUUUCUUAUCGCUAUUUGGAUGUUGAGCAUAUUCAUGAGGGCGAUUCUGGAGGUGAAGGUAUUGAAGCGCAAGGAAGCAAACAUGGAAGAGAAGGCGCUGGUGGUGAAAACAGAGGUGGCAGUGCAGGGAAUUGGGGGAAACAACAAGGAUUGAAUGUUGGUGGCUGCUGUGGAGGUAAGGGUGGUAGCGAAGGCAAGCAGCAAGGAUUAAGUAAUGGUUGUUGUAAUUGCAGUGGUGGUAGUACAGGCAAUGGUGGUAAGGAAGGUAAUGUGGGUAACGAGGGUAAGCAACAAGGGUUGGCAAGUGGUAAGGGAGGCAAGGGAGGCAAUGUGGGUAAGGAGGGUAAGCAACAAGGGUUGGCAAGUGGUAAGGGGGGCAAGGGAGGUAAUGUGGGUAACGAGGGAAAGCAACAGGGGUUGGCUGGAGGAGAACAUGAGCAUGGUGGCUGCGCUUGUGCUGCAGUCCUGAAAAAACAUUCUUACUCGCAUAAAGCUUUAAUGCUCACGAUUCGCUUUACUGUGUGUCGUAUUCUUACAAAUAAUGAAUUACGAUCACGCAAAACGAUUACGAUGGCAGCCUGUCAACCUGGUUCGUCAGCAUUUGCAAACGAGCUAGAAUUGCUUAAGUCGACACGAAUUGACUUUUAUAUAAUCAAACGACUCCACUUCAGUGCAUCUUAA